AUGCCUGCUCCUUCCAGGUGGCACAAGCAGCAAGGAUUCGUAGAAGGUCAGUUUAGCUACAGGAAGGGCGGCAGCAUGGGGCGCAUGUAUGGCAGGGGCAAGGGAAUUGCCUCCUCGGCAAUCCCUUACAAGCGCACGCCGCCGACGUGGUUGAAGAUGAAGCCAGAGGACGUGUGCGACCACAUUUGCAAGCUCGCCAAGAAGGGCCUGACCCCGUCUCAGAUCGGCGUGACCCUGCGAGAUAGCUUCGGCGUUCCCCAGGUAAAGAAUGUCACAGGCAACCACAUCCUGCGCAUCUUGAAGACCAAUGGCCUGGCGCCGACACUGCCGGAGGAUCUGUACUACCUCAUCAAGAAGGCUGUGUCCAUCCGCAAGCACUUGGACAAGAACCGCAAGGACAAGGACGCCAAGUUCCGGCUGAUUUUGGUGGAGAGCCGAAUCCAUCGUCUCGCCAGAUACUACAAGCGCGUGAAGUCCUUGCCAGCCACCUGGAAGUAUGUCUCCGCCACGGCGUCGGCACUGGUGGCCUAA
Symbiodinium sp. CCMP2592 is the source of this 531-nucleotide messenger RNA. NCBI's taxonomy places the organism in Eukaryota, Dinophyceae, Suessiales, Symbiodiniaceae. The record is from the annotation of a GenBank genome assembly.